CGCGCCUGUCACAACGUUGUCUUGCAAGUUGCCAAAAUUCCUUGAAUGACUUGAUGGGCUUCACUGGGCUGGCACGGUGGAUAAACCCUCCUACUUCCGGCUUGGAACUCAUAACCGAAAAUAUCGUUCGAAAUCAUCAUGGUCAAAGUAGAGGAAGAUGGAACCUCAGCAUUCGGUCGUACAGGUCUACCUUCGGAUCUAUACCAGGCUUACAGAUUCCGGCUGAACGUUCGAUAUGCGCUCUUACAAUGAAUGAUAAUGUUUUCGUAUUGCUCGAAGACCCAGCCGCUCCCACACGAGCAGACGUUCUUGCGGGCAUACAGAAUAUAACAUCUCCAGCGGACGGUGGUCCCUCGGCUUCAGCCAUGGUCCCUCCACACUAUCGGACUGCGUAUUUGACUCUUCGGCCCCCCGGUGCUUUGGAACAAAUCCUCGGUCAACUCAACGCCCGCUGGGUACCUGUUAGACAGGUUUCUACUUCCUCACAACGAUCUCAAGGCACAGCCCAGCAGCUUUCCGUCGAAGGACACGUCUUCGCUAUUGGUAGCGACUGGCUUGUCCGCGUUGGGAAUGUUAUACUUGCUGGAGGCGCCGUGAAAGGUAUGCUGUUGGAGGCUGAGUACCUCCCUCUACCGGUUCUUCACUCACAAUCAGCGGAUGGUACUUCUGAAUUACUAUCUAACAUGCUACUCUCAGUUCUUCCAAAUAUCCGGGACGCGAAAACGGUGGCAGUGGCAGUCAGUGACUCCCAGUGGGAAGAAGUGCUCUGGGACCGCGAAGAAGAAGAGAGGCAGGGCCGUGAGACCAGUUUGCCUAAGGAUCUAGAUGAUAUCUUCGUGACCGGCGACGAAGGGCUUCCGUGUCAAAAAAAGGGUGAUUGGAUCGGCGCUGACAGAGACCGUAGAUCAGCUUUCUUGAUUAUUGGUGCUCUGAGGUCUGAGGGAAUACUGUAAAUUGGUACUGUGUUAUAUAUAUAUGUAACAAUUUAGUGACUAUGCUGUCAUGGACUCGCACAG
Pisolithus orientalis is the source of this 1016-nucleotide messenger RNA. RefSeq lists its product as uncharacterized. Gene Ontology annotation, biological process: regulation of transcription by RNA polymerase II. The transcript has 4 exons. Gene Ontology annotation, molecular function: transcription coregulator activity. Bases 54 to 953 code for a protein of 299 amino acids. Lineage: Eukaryota; Fungi; Basidiomycota; Agaricomycetes; Boletales; Pisolithaceae. The record is from RefSeq and is a predicted model, not a curated record. Gene Ontology annotation, cellular component: mediator complex.